UCGGCAAACACCGGUAUCUUUCAAGCUCGGCCAAUGACAACACGAGACACACGCAAUCAUCAUGCCGCUGUGACUUGUUUAUUGCACUUGGCGUGCCUCGACAGUGUCUCUCAAAGGUCACAGUUGGAAUGGGAAAACUCACCAUCCGCUCUUUUCUCCGUGGGCAGUGGGCGUCGAUCCCCACCCCGAAUGCCGAUAUCAGCGACAAAUCGAUAGUCGUCACCGGCGCAAAUGUUGGCCUUGGCUUCGAAGCGGCCGUUCAUCUUGCAAAACUCAAACCCAAGCGACUCCUUCUCGCCACUCGCGAUGAGGCCAAAGCUAUGCGAGCCAAGCAAGAUGUCGAACAGCGAAGCAUGAACAAGAAUGUCGAGGCCUGGCCACUAGAGCUGGGCUCUUUCGACUCUGUUCGCAGGUUUGCUGAUAGGGUCGAGUCGGAGGACUUCCCGAUAAAUGCCCUUAUUGCCAAUGCAGGCGUAGCGACCCCGACCUACGCGAAGACGCAAGAUGGAUGGGAGAUCACGCUGCAAGUGAAUUAUCUAUCGACGGCUCUGCUUAGCAUUUUGAUGCUCCCCCACCUCAUCAAAACGACGACGCCAACCAAUGCUUCAAGGCUGGUCAUCGUUUCGAGCGAAGCCCACUUCAUGGCCAAUAAGCUCACGGGUGCCAGCAGCUGGCCCAGCAUCCUUGGGAAGUUGAAUGACGAGGAAUAUUGUACAGCUUCCGUCAUGAGAAACCGCUAUAACCUCUCAAAGCUGUUAGAACUCAUGUUUGUUCGCGAGCUCGCUUCUCGAUUAACGAAUCCAACGCCUGUUGCUGUGUCGGCAAUCAACCCGGGUUUUUGCCACUCCCGCCUCACGCGCUCCGUUGAGAGCAAUCUGGUCACGAGCAUUGGAGUGCGUCUGUUCAAGGCGCUGUUUGCGCGCACGACCGAGGUGGGGAGUCGCACCCUUGUGCAUCCUGCCGUGGAACCAAGCGAAAGACUCAGGCACGGACGAUACAUUUCCUGCUGCGAGGUUGCUGAGGAGAGUGACUAUUCUUUGAGCGAAGAGGGCCAGGAGAUCUCGAGACGUUUGUGGACGGAGACUGUUGAAAUACUGGGGAAUGUCGAUCCGAGAGUCAAUCAGGUCAUUUCAGAGCAUUUGUUGGCUCGCUAAGCUUCUGGCGUGAGACGGGUAGUUGUUACUUGCACGAGCCCACAUUCCAUGGUAUUGGCAUAUGCUAAUGAUAAUACUCCGUUGAGGAUUUGUUUUUCUGUCAAGAGCUAGCUCCUCGUCACAACUCAUCAACAAACCUCCAGGGCUCGACCAUGCGUUUGUUUUCCUUCAGAGUUUAACCGCCAUCACUUGGCAAUCUCCAUGCCGCACUGCUGAGCUGGUACUACAACAUGCGGUACAUCAUCUCUGCUACAGUCUUGAAGGCAUCAGUAUCA
This is a messenger RNA of Cantharellus anzutake, 1429 nucleotides long. RefSeq lists its product as uncharacterized. The transcript has 6 exons. The record is from RefSeq and is a predicted model, not a curated record. Lineage: Eukaryota; Fungi; Basidiomycota; Agaricomycetes; Cantharellales; Hydnaceae. The coding region runs from base 129 to 1154 and encodes 341 amino acids.